Messenger RNA from Ilex paraguariensis (yerba mate), 1928 nucleotides. NCBI's taxonomy places the organism in Eukaryota, Viridiplantae, Streptophyta, Magnoliopsida, Aquifoliales, Aquifoliaceae. The record is from the annotation of a GenBank genome assembly.
UAGCAUAGUCUUGGUCUUUCUAAUCUCUAUUACGUAUACAUUAUGGAAGGCCUGCAAGCCACAAAUCGUCCUCCAUGGUUUCGAUUUGGUCGCCCACUAACCCCAGCUCCCGCCCCCGCCCCCGCCCCCGCUCCUACACCCUCACCGGCUCCAACCACCCCUGCACCGCAGCCAAGGCCAACAUCUUUUCCACCCGCAAUUGCCCCAACAUUUAGGCCUCCAACUCCACUAUCUGAGCCUGCCCCACGACCACCAACACCCGCUGCUUCACCUCCUCUUUCUCCUCCAAUAACUCCUUUGCCUACACCGUCACCAACUACUGUGGCACCACCACCACCCCCUGCUCCUCUAGCCAGUGCUCAGCCACCACCGACUACCGUUGCACCAGCACAACCUCCAACCGCUGUCGUUGCGCCUAUUCCUGCCGCCACUACUCAGACACCACCAACUACUAUAGCACCAGCACAACCUCUAGGACCUGCUCCUGCAUCUCCUCGUCCUCCCACCAUACCACCACUACCGACUACUGUUGCACCACCAUUGCCACCUGCUCUUGUACCUCCUCCUCGUCCUUCCAUUGCCCCACUACCACCUGCUGGAGUUGCAGUUAUUCCUGCCGUCACUACUCAGACACCACCGACUACUAUAGCACCAGCACCACCUCUACCACCUGCUCCUGCAUCUCCUCGUCCUCCCACCACACCAACACUACCGACUACUGUUGCACCACCAUUGCCACCUGCUCCUGUACCUGCUCCUCGUCCUUCCACUGCCCGAUUACCACCUGCUGUAGUUGCACCUAUUCCUGUCACCACUACUCAGACACCACCGAUUACUACAGCACCAGAACCAUCUCUACCACGUGCUCCUGAAUAUCUUCGUCCUCCCACCACAUCACCACUGCCGACUACUCCUGUGCCACCAUUGCCACCUGCUCCUGCAUCUCCUCCUCCUCCUCGUCCCACUGCUCCACUACCACUUGUUUCUGCAUCUCCUCGUGCUGUCACAAAAACGCCACCUCAAUUCCCCCUAAUCAGGCCUACUUUUACUACGCCACCUCCUCUAACUCUACCUUCAGCCCAAAUGAAGCCUGAAACUGAUCGUGAAUCAAAGAUACCAAUGGAAGCUGAGCAGAAAAGCGUGUUGGUGCAAGAAACCAUUGGUAAACCCAAGGUGAUGCCUAAGACUUCCAAUGUGGAUCAGGAAAGGUAUGUCAAAGGGAAUGGAGAAGUUACUAAAGACAAAGGUACCCAUAAGAAGCAGCUUUCAGAUUCAGAAGAGUUUGGUACGAGGAUUAUAACAAUUGCAGGUGAAAAUAAAGGUGCUAGCAUGGAAUUGAGUUUGAACCCUUCCCGCAAGACACCUUACAAGAAAGGUAGUCCCAAAGCUUGGAGUGAGGGUGAGAAAAAUGGAAGUGAUAAUGGCAACAAUAAGGAAGAAGGAAGAUCCAAAACAACGGACAAAGGUCAAAAGAUGAACAUGGCAAAGCAGUCACCACCCCCCAUGAAUGCCUUCGUGAAUAGUAACGUACAGGGUGUGAACAACUCAUUUUUGUACAAUUGUCAUUGCACUCACCAUGAUCCUGGUGUCCACCUUUCUCUCUCUAGAAAGGCCGGCGAUGUUGAAGAGGGAAUUCACCUGAAGGAAAGCAUCAAAAAUUGACAUGUUUAAAUGGAUAAAGUGAGGGUAUCGGAUUUCUAUGUUUCACUUUCAAGAAUUACAAGUACUAGAGACUGUGAUGAAAUAAAAAUAUGAGUGAUAAUUAUAAUGAAUGGGGGCAUGAAUUGUGAUUCUCCAAGGUUGCAUUCCAGUACUCCCAUGGAAAGUGACUGAAGAGGGUCCCACGCCUUGUUAAUAUUGAGGGAGGUAGUUCUAUAUAUUAUGAAACAAGUAAAUAAUAAAUGGCACAGUUUGGAAUUCACUUUGCG